AUGUGUCAGUGAGGUAGUCGCGUUCAAAAUGAAACAUGUUCAGAGUUUCGUAACUCUUGGUAGCCGAUUUUCCUGCCCGAUGUCAAUACUGUCGUAACGCAACAUCGCCCUUGAGACAUUUUACAUAAAUCUCGUUUCAAAUUCCGUGCAGCGAAGCGUCAGUGUCGCUCCCGAACAACUAUUACAGAACCUGAAUGACGAAGACCGUUGCGUGUCAUUGCACCGGUAGAAAUGCGUUUUCUAACGGAUGACGACAUCCUAUUUACUUACGAUCUUGUCAGCGUUUCAAAAAAGCAAAACGUAACUAAUUAAUAGUUUCCAUCUAACCGAUCAGUGACACGAUCUUUGGCACGAACAAUAAUGUUAAACUCGAUUGCAACUUCUUCCAGCAGUGGAUCGUGGAAGGGGAAAGGGAAGGGGGAAAUCAUAUAAAUCAGAUAUUAAGGGAAAAUUUGCAUUGUACGGAUAUCUGUUUAAAUCGAAACUACAAAUAUGGACCAAACAUCCGAGGCAUUAGAAAGCACAAUAUACGUAACGUAUGAAUUAAUCUACAAAACAAGGAAAAAUUGCACAAUCAUGUCUGUCUACGGAAGUUGCAUAUACAAAGUAAUCAAGUUACUGGUUAUGUUAACUCUUCAACUACUUCGAAUAAGCUGGUUCCACCGUUAUUUCAUCAUCGCGUACAACUCUGAUCGUGUUCGGAAUACUGGCCGUGGCCUUGUCUUCGCCGGUGCCAGGCUACCACGGUUCACACCACCACGUCCGCAUCCACGUGCCUUAUCACGUGCACACGGUCCAUCAUCAUCAUGUGAAGAAGAUACCCGUGCACCACGUCGAGAAGGUGCCGGUGCCCGUACCGAUCCCCAUCCAUCACGUGCAGAAGGUGCCCGUUCCGGUACCUGUUCACCAUGUCGAAAAAGUUCACGUGCCGGUCCCUGUCGUGGAGAAGGUUCACGUGCCGGUACCUGUUCACGCGGAGAAGGGAUGGUGGUAGACGGGAGCGCUCAGCUUUUCGGCUUGUUAUUAUUUAGGUUGUAAAACGAGGGCAUUCGAGUCGCUAGAAUCACUGUACUUACCAUCCACGCAGACCAAAUAGUUCUGGGACAUGAUCAUUCGUACUAGACGAGAACAGAAGCAGAGAAUAAUAGUACAAACCUAGCUCGCGAUGCCUGCAAUUAGUCACUUAAGUAUGUAAA
Molecule: messenger RNA, 1196 nt
Organism: Nomia melanderi (Alkali bee)
Lineage: Eukaryota; Metazoa; Arthropoda; Insecta; Hymenoptera; Halictidae
Source: RefSeq, a predicted model, not a curated record